AUGGCUGAACAAGCACCUGGUAACACCUGUCAGUUCAGUGAAGGACAGACAGCACUUACAAUUUUACAUUUCAACGAUGUUUACGAGAUACAAGCGAGAUCCGAGGAGCCAGUCGGUGGAGCGGCUAGGUUUGCCUCCGCACUUAGAAAAUACAGACAUUUGAAUCCUUUUGUGGCGUUUAGUGGCGACUGCCUGAGUCCUUCUGUGCUUAGUACAGUUACAAAGGGAAAGCACAUGGUUGACAUUCUUAAUACAUUAGGCGUGCAUUGUGCUGUAUAUGGUAAUCAUGAAUUUGAUUUUGGCAUGGAUGUGCUUGAAGACUUUGUACAGCAAAUGAAAUUUCCAUGGUUUCUGAGCAAUGUCUAUAACCGAUGCACCUCCCAGACACUUGGGAAUGGUGUCGAAAGCAGCAUUAUUGAGUGGAAUGGCUUAAAAAUCGGUCUUUUGGGUCUUGUUGAAGAAGACUGGUUGGAUACUCUGUCUACAGUUGAUAAGGCCAAUAUUGAAUACAGAGAUUAUGUCUGUACAGCUAAUCGUCUUUCCCAACAUCUGCGAGAGUGUGGGGCUGACCUGAUCAUAGCCCUCACUCACAUGAGAUGGCACAAUGACAUAAGACUGGCGAAAGAGUCAAAAGAUGUGGACCUGAUUCUGGGUGGUCAUGACCACGAGUAUGGAGUUCAGGAAGUUAAUGGGAUUCUUAUUGUCAAAAGUGGCUCUGAGUUCAGAUAUUUAUCAAAAGUGGAUGUUAUGAAAACCAGUGGCAAGACAUUCAAGUACACAGUGCAAGAAAUUCCCAUUUCCAAAAUUUUUGAUGAAGAUCCAUGCAUUAAGAAGAUUGUAGAGGAAUAUUACAAAAACAUUCAGCACAUGCUUAGAAAAGUGCUUUGCCAUACCAAUGUGGAUUUGGAUGCACGGUUUGUGACAGUGCGACAUGCAGAAUGCAGUUUGGGAAAUCUAAUCACAAAUGCCAUGCUGGAGGCCACCCAUGCUGAGGUUGCGAUUCUGAACUCAGGCACACUACGUUCAGAUCGCAUACAUCCAGCAGGACCGUUCACCAUGCAUGACCUUUUGCAGAUCCUGCCUAUUAAGGAUCCUGUUCUGGUGGUUGAGGCUACCGGGCAGCAGCUUUAUGAUGGAUUGGAGAAUGGAGUCUGGAAUUACCCCACUUUUGAUGGAAGAUUUCCCCAAGUUGCUGGAAUACAGUUUGGCUUUGAUCCUGAAGCACCAUCAGGGAGAAGAGUUUUUCCAGAGUCUGUUAAAAUUCAAGGCCAAAAUUUGGAUAGGAAUGGGAAGUAUUUGGUUGCCAUCAAGGAAUACCUUUCAAAGGGCAAGGAUGGUUACUCAAUGUUCACUAGCUGCCCCCAACUUUUUCACACUGAGAAUGCUCAGAUACUAUCUACCAUUCUAAUCAACCAUUUUGAGUCAGGGGAGAAUAUCAAGGGCCAAAAGAAUUGCAAGUCAGGUCAUUCAAUGGACCUUCUCAAAGUCCCAGGCAACUCCUCUGUGUCUGACAUUGAGAUUACUAAAAGUGAUAUGAUGGAGAUGUCAGUAACUGUGGUGCCAGCAAUAGAGGGAAGGAUAAUGUGCAUACCUAGAAAGACAGCCAAUCAAAAAUAA
Molecule: messenger RNA, 1617 nt
Organism: Myxocyprinus asiaticus (Chinese sucker)
Lineage: Eukaryota; Metazoa; Chordata; Actinopteri; Cypriniformes; Catostomidae
Product: trifunctional nucleotide phosphoesterase protein YfkN-like
Exons: 8
Coding region: 1-1617 (538 amino acids)
Biological process (GO): nucleotide catabolic process
Molecular function (GO): hydrolase activity
Source: RefSeq, a predicted model, not a curated record